Messenger RNA from Zophobas morio, 927 nucleotides. RefSeq names its product 3-oxoacyl-[acyl-carrier-protein] reductase FabG-like. The transcript has a single exon. NCBI's taxonomy places the organism in Eukaryota, Metazoa, Arthropoda, Insecta, Coleoptera, Tenebrionidae. The record is from RefSeq and is a predicted model, not a curated record. The coding region runs from base 91 to 858 and encodes 255 amino acids.
GACCUUGAACAAGCUACUAAAAAAAACAUAGAGGUUAAAAUAAUCAGUCGACAACUCAACAAAUAAGUGUACAGAUUCCACAUUUCCACAAUGAAUUUCGCAGGAAAAGUGGUUUUAAUCACAGGUGCCAGCUCCGGAAUAGGUGCUGCAGCGGCCAAACAAUUCGCCGGAUUAGGUGCCAGCCUAGCUUUGGCGGGAAGAAACCUAGAUAACCUCAAACAAGUCGCCUCAGAAUGUUCCCCUGGCAACAAAGCACCACUCUUGCUAACCGGAGAACUAACCAACGAAAAAGACACCGAAGAAAUCUUCCAGAAAACCAUCACACACUACGGCCGCCUUGACAUCCUCGUCAAUAAUGCAGGUAUAAUAGAAACCGGAAGCAUCGAAAACACCAACGUCCAACAGUAUGACAGAGUCAUGAACACCAAUGUUCGCUCCUUGUACCAUUUAACCACGCUAGCUGUCCCUCAUUUGGUUAAAACCAAAGGCAACAUUGUCAAUGUUUCUAGCGUAAAUGGUUUGAGGGCAUUCCCUGGUGUACUGGCGUACUGUCUGUCCAAAGCGGCAGUUGAUCAGUUCACCAGGUGCGUCGCACUGGAUUUAGCCCCAAAGCAAGUCAGGGUUAACUGCGUUAACCCAGGGGUGACGAUUACCAAUUUACACAAGAGGGGCGGCAUGAAUCAGGAGCAGUACGAAGCUUUCAUUAAAAGAAGCAGUGAAACGCAUGCUUUGGGGAGGCCAGGGAAACCAGAAGAGGUGGCACAGACCAUCGUUUUCUUGGCUAGUGAUGACGCUAGUUUCAUCACGGGGGCUACAAUACCUGUUGAUGGUGGAAGACACGCCAUGUGUCCCAGAUAAACCUGAAUAAGACUGUUUUGUUACACAUAAAAUGUGAACAUAUUUUUUGAAUAAACAUUUAACAAUAAA